AUGCAUAGAUGGAUUAGGAUCGUCUUUGGCUUGAAUAAACCGAACCUCAGCACAGACGACUCAAAGUCGAUCACUCGGCAACUUUCACCGCCGCUAAGAGGGAUAUCGUUGUGUUGGUUUGGGACGGGAUGGAAGAGGGACAAUCGGAAUGUGCGCGGUGAUGACAACGAAGGCGGUAAGACGUCGACGACGACGGCGGCGGUUGCGCAGAAGGGCGGAGCCGCCUUUGGUGAAGAACCUCAGGUUACCGGGUGCCGUCCGGGAUAUAUUGAAACUGUGAAUUGGGUUAGUAGCAGCUGUUAG
Messenger RNA from Cylicostephanus goldi, 303 nucleotides. Lineage: Eukaryota; Metazoa; Nematoda; Chromadorea; Rhabditida; Strongylidae. The record is from the annotation of a GenBank genome assembly.